AUGAGCUCUCAAGAUGUUUUGAAAAUUGAAAAGAUGAAAAUGGCUUCAAAAAGUAAAAUAUUAUGGGAAUCGGAUUGGUCUAACCAUACGUUUUCCGAGAUUAAUAAGGGAGAAAUUGCCAUUAAAAUACCCAAAGAAAUAUUACAAUGCAAACAAGUCCAGAGGGAAAUUGUGUUUUCAUGCGUGCAACCACUUAAAAAUCUUUCCCUUGUUCAAUUGGUAAAGCUGAAUGGACAAGAUAUUGAGAGAUGGGAUUUUGAUUUCGGUUUUGUCAUUCCAAAUAGUGUCAACUCUUGGGAAUCAGUCAUCGAAGCUGCAAAGGAAGGCACUAUUGGACCUGAAAUUUUGUCUGGAAAUGUAACCAUUGAUACUGCUUUUUAUGAUGGUGACAAACUGGUCGCCUCCAACAGAGUCAGGGUAUAUUAUGUUUAG
Messenger RNA from Naegleria fowleri, 432 nucleotides. RefSeq lists its product as uncharacterized. The record is from RefSeq and is a predicted model, not a curated record. Gene Ontology annotation, cellular component: cytoplasm. NCBI's taxonomy places the organism in Eukaryota, Heterolobosea, Eutetramitea, Acrasida, Naegleriidae. The coding region runs from base 1 to 432 and encodes 143 amino acids. The transcript is spliced from 3 exons.